CAAUCUCAUCCCCCGCUCUCUCUCUCUCUCUCGUCCUUCUCUCUCUCUCCCUUUCUUUCUCUCUCAUUCAACACUGAAACUUCAACAAAAGAAACUCUACUCGGUAGAACGACAAUGGCCUCUACUGCCGUCUCCAUGUUUAUACCGUUAACUUACACGGCCCAAAAGAGGCUGCCAUGGCCGAGCUCCGACGCCUUCUUCAAGCCCUCACCAGUAAAGCCUUGGAAGGCAAUUGCUGCACCGAAACCCAUUGGAAAAUUCGAAGCCAAGGCUUCGUUGAAGGAGAAGGCGGUGACAGGGUUAACAGCGGCAGCACUGACAGCUUCGAUGGUGGUUCCAGAGGUGGCGGAGGCUGCUGGGGGAGACCUUUCACCAUCCCUCAAGAACUUCUUGCUAAGCAUUGCAGCUGGUGGAGUGGUGCUUGGUGUAAUUGCUGGAGCAGUGGUUGGUGUUGCCAACUUUGACCCUGUCAAGCGGACCUGAGAAACAGUUCUGCCUAUGCUUCUGAGGAUUCUCUCUCUCUCCUGUAUCUACAUAAUGUUUUGUAGGCUUGUAGCAUGGCCUAGACCAUUGUGUGUGUAAUCUGUGAUCCAUUAGCUGCAAUUCCAGCCGUAAUUUGUGAGCCUUACGAUUUGGAAUUCCAUUUUUCAGAACAUACAUAUCUCAUUUCAGGAUUGCAUCAGAGGGGUUCACCGAUUGAUGAUAGUCAACCAGUGGAACUUCUCUACUUUUCUUCUUAGAAUUGCAAAGAAUGUGCAUUAAAUUGUGUUUCCUGGGCUGUUCAAUUUUUU
Messenger RNA from Ilex paraguariensis (yerba mate), 791 nucleotides. Lineage: Eukaryota; Viridiplantae; Streptophyta; Magnoliopsida; Aquifoliales; Aquifoliaceae. The record is from the annotation of a GenBank genome assembly.